AUGGUGCCGGCAACGCUAAUUGAUGAAAAGUCGCCCAACCUCCUUUUUAAGAAACUCAAUGUUUCUGCAAUCAACCAAGUGGUAGUUCAAUUGGAAAAAAAAAUUCAACAACAUGAUUCUGAAUUGAAAUAUUUGGUUGCCGAAAAGUACAGAGAUCUAAUCAACAUUUCCAACGAGAUAGCCAAAUUGAACAACAGUAGUGUGUACCUAGAUCAUAAUAUAGCAACUAUCUGCUUCAAAGAAAAUAACUACUGUAUCAAAUCAUACUAUAAAUCUAUUCCAAGAGUUGUGCUAAAGCACAGUGGUAGGACCAGGAAUUUGCUUUUAAAAAACUGGUUGUACCGGUUAGAAUACAUGCUGCUAAAUUCAGAUAAUACCGGAAGCUUAUUAGAUUUUUGUGAAACGUAUUUCAUUAUACUGAAUACUUAUGGUACUGAGUUAGAUUCAUGUAAACCUUUCAAUACUCAAUUGAAGCGAGUAUUUGUCUCGCUGGACACUUUAUUGUUGGAGCGGAUUGUUAAGGAAAAUAGGGAUAUUAAGGAGUUGGAAGUUGGAUUGGUCUCCGUCAUUAUCUUGAACAGAUUUAGAGAUUACACUUCGUUGAUGCAAUGGUUUUUUCAUCAAAGACUCAACUAUUUGAAGACCAUAUUUGAUAUUAAACACAAAUUCGCCUACAUAGUCUGCACAAUCCAAAUCUGUAAUAUGGUGAAAGACCAAACCCUCAAUUACAAAUUGUAUUCAUCGUUGGCGGCCAUCAAUGAGCGGCACCACGGUUUAGCGGAUGCCACGUUUUUUAACACUGAGAUGGGUGGUGUGGAUACUUUAUACAACAUUUGGCUUCGAGAUGUCUCUGAAGACAUUUUGAAAUCCUACAUUGAUCAGUCCUCAAAGUUAUCUGUUCCUGGUUUAUUUUCGUUUUUCAAAACUAUUUUAUCGCAGUUUGAGGAAUCAGCUUCACUAGUUGACCUUUUGCUAAUUCAGCCGAAUUCAUUGUUGCUUCGAAUUAGUGAACUUUUUUUUGAUGAUUACUCAAAGCUUGUGAUUCGCAAUAUUGACCAUGUUGAUUUGUCACUAUCAGCUUCUUCCCAACAAGUAUUUGGCCCUUUCAGUGACACAACACUUGAGUCUCUCGACAAGUUACCGCUGAUUGAACCUCCUGAAAACCGGUUAGUUUCAAACUACUUGCAGUUGUUUGGCAUUUAUGAAAAUGAGAUCAGUCCACUCACUGACCUCAGAACUUUUGUGCAAAAGUCAAAAGAGCUUGAAAUCUGCAAUCUUAGAACCCUUCUGCUUGGCCGUAUUCUACAAUGUCAAAGUGCAAUAAGUGAACUUUUAAAUAAAGUACAACGUUCACUACUAGAAUCCCUGAACCGCUUGCCUCCUCAUCAGUCAAUUAGUAACAUAUUCGCCGUGGUCUCACUUUCGUCUUUACCCAGUAUAAACGACGCGAUGUCAUCUCCGAUAGACUACUCAACUGUGAUUAACAGAUGGCUCUGGAGCUAUCUCUUACAUCAACUAGAAAUCUUGAAGCCCAAGUUUUUGGCACUCCACGAGGGCGAUCUUGACAGUUUUAUUGAUGUUUUUUAUGAGUAUUGCUGUCUACUGAUGCCCAAUGUUAUAUUUCAUAAUGUUUAUCGACACCCUUGUUUCGCCAAUUUAAGGGAACACAUAGUGAUAAAAAUAGCUGAGAUUAUAUCGUCAAAAGGGUGUUGUUUUUUGGAGAAGCACUUUCUAUCAAACUUUUUACAAGCAAGAUCCCUGAAAAGAGAUAAGUUGAGAGAAAACUGCCGAAAGAGAGAUGUAAAAUCGUCUAAUAGGGUCUAUGAACAAAACAGGUUUUUAUUUGUUCCUUUAUUGCUCAUACCUGACCCUUGA
This is a messenger RNA of Komagataella phaffii GS115, 1875 nucleotides long. RefSeq lists its product as hypothetical. The transcript has a single exon. The coding region runs from base 1 to 1875 and encodes 624 amino acids. The record is from RefSeq and is a predicted model, not a curated record. NCBI's taxonomy places the organism in Eukaryota, Fungi, Ascomycota, Pichiomycetes, Pichiales, Pichiaceae.